CUCUCUCUCUCUCUCUCUCUCUCUCUCUCUCUCUCUCUGUCUGUAAAAUCUCUGUCUUCAGCAUAUCAAAAUCUCCCAACAGAGAGAGGGACCGUGAUCACAAGUCGCUGUAAACCUAACUAUUCUCUGAGCUUAACAAAACCUUUCGCAUCCACUUUUGCAUUAUUUACUCUCUUGACCUUCCCUUUCCGUUUCUGCUCUUCUCAGUCGGUUACCUAGUUACUGGAAAUGAGGAGCUCCGUCGUCUGAGCGGGUGGCAUUGCCGUAAAUAAGUCAUGAGGUUGAGGCAAGAGAGUGUUUGAACACUCCCGAUGGGCGUGGCUAAGGCUUGGAGGUUUAGCGUGAUAUCCGCGAACCUGGCUUUGUUACAGCAGCAAAACGGUGCGCAUACCGGCGGCAGCAGCACCGGCAACAAGCAUGUGUGCUGGCGGUGGCGAUCCUCCUCGGCGCAGCCUCGAAAACCGAUCUCCUGGUCACUGCUUUGUGGCCUAAUGCUGUUCGGCUUGGGCCUGAUUUCGCUUUUCACGGGUCAUGUUGCUUCUGAUCUUGAAUGGUACUCUCAGCAAUUGGUCAAGCGCAGUUUGUACUCCAGAUUGGAUGGAGGUCGCCGUGAACCAAUUGAUAUUUGGAAAUCAAAAUAUUCAAAGUUCUAUUACGGGUGCAGUAGCAGAGGCCGUAAAUUUGCCCCUGCUAUCCGGGAGCGGUCAUCAAAUGGCUAUUUGCUUAUUGCAGCAAGUGGAGGACUCAACCAACAAAGAACAGGAAUCACAGAUGCUGUUGUUGUCGCACGGAUUUUAAAUGCUACAUUGGUUGUACCCGAGUUGGACCAUCAUUCUUAUUGGAAGGAUGAUAGUGACUUUGCCAACAUUUUUGAUGUUGAUUGGUUCAUUUCUUCCCUUGUCAAAGAUGUGACUAUUGUGAAAAGAGUUCCUGAUAAAGUUAUGCGUUCGAUGGAGAAACCUCCUUACACUAUGCGUGUUCCAAGGAAGUCAGCCCCAGAGUAUUAUCUAGAUCAAGUACUGCCAAUACUAUUAAGAAGACGUGUUGUACAAUUGACAAAGUUUGAUUAUAGACUUGCAAGUGACCUUGAUGAAGAUCUUCAGAAGUUAAGAUGCCGUGUGAACUAUCAUGCCUUAAGGUUUACAAAACCUAUACAAUCACUUGGUCAGAGAGUGGUCAAGAGAAUGCGGAAGAUGGCAAAACGUUUCAUAGCAGUCCAUUUGAGGUUCAUUUGAUUAGUUAACAAUAUAUAAUUGUAUUUUUAACAUUCAGUGUGCAUGUUACACAAUGUUUUUGGACAUUCAGAUAGGGUGCCAUGACUGUAG
Carica papaya (papaya) is the source of this 1325-nucleotide messenger RNA. The record is from RefSeq and is a predicted model, not a curated record. Lineage: Eukaryota; Viridiplantae; Streptophyta; Magnoliopsida; Brassicales; Caricaceae.